Centruroides sculpturatus (bark scorpion) is the source of this 1350-nucleotide messenger RNA. Its product is annotated as disintegrin and metalloproteinase domain-containing protein 10-like. The transcript is spliced from 4 exons. NCBI's taxonomy places the organism in Eukaryota, Metazoa, Arthropoda, Arachnida, Scorpiones, Buthidae. The coding region runs from base 1 to 1335 and encodes 444 amino acids. Gene Ontology annotation, molecular function: metalloendopeptidase activity. Gene Ontology annotation, cellular component: plasma membrane. Gene Ontology annotation, biological process: membrane protein ectodomain proteolysis; Notch signaling pathway. The record is from RefSeq and is a predicted model, not a curated record.
AUGCUUUUAUUUAUUAAGAUAGCCGAUUCCAUAUUCCGAAAUACAGAUUUCGAUGGAGACGGUUUGAGAAAUGACGUUGCAUUCACUGUUGACAAAAUUACUAUACUCGAAAGUAAAAAUGAUUCCGAACUACUCUUCGGCACAGAGACUAAUGACUACAAAAUAUUUCUACAGAACUUAUCCAAGUAUCGUCAUCCGUAUUGUAUGUUAAUCUGCUUCAGUCACAGAGAUUUCUGGAAUUACUCGCAAUGCGCAGUUUCCAAAGUCAACAAGAUUGGAGGAAUCUGUUCUGAUUCCAAAGCAUCGGAAAUUCAUCAAUUGGGACACGCAUUCGGUUGUCACCACGAUCCCGAAAAUAAUCGAUUUUGUAGUCCCGGAGAUAUCGAUCCGAAACAAGGCAAUUAUAUCAUGCACCCGAAUAUAUCUUAUGGUGUGUUUCAAAAUAAUUGGCAGUUUUCUACUUGUUGCAAAAAUACGAUAAAGAAUUUCUUUAGAACUUCAAGAAUAAAGAAUUGUCUAAUGAGAAGAGAAUUAUCGACUUGUGGAAAUGGAGUUGUAGAAGAAGGAGAAUCGUGCGACUGCGAUUCUUCGGCAGAAAACUGUACAGCUGUUGAAAAAUGUUGUACACUUAGUGUACAAUCAUCGCGGUGUACAGUGAGAGAGGGAAUGACUUGUUCUCCUAGUAAAGGACAAUGCUGCGACGAUAAUUGUAAUAUUAUUGAAUCUGACAGAAAACGGAGGUGUUUCAGUAAUAUGGAAUGCUUUAACGUUACCACAAUUUGCGAUGGAGUUUCUGCAUUUUGUUCUGCAGUGAAACAACCGGAUGGUACGCCUUGCAGACAAAAUUCUGGAACGUGUAAUAAAGGACUAUGCAACAGCAACGUCUGUCGCGAUCACAAUAUGAAACUUUGCCAAUGUAAGAGCAGUCGUUUCGAAUGUCACAUUUGCUGUAGGAAUGAAACGAGUAGGUGCCAAACUGCUAAAGACUUGCAGUUUUUUCCAUCCGAAGACGAAUUCUACGUGAAAAUGCCCGGAACUUCCUGCGAUAAUAAAUAUGGAGUAUGCACAAGAAAUGGAUCUUGCGUACGUAAAAAACUAUGGAAGAUGUAUAAUACGUGGAAUUAUCUGACACCUUUACCCUUUAUAUUACUUAUUGUUGGUGCUAUAAAUUGUUUUCAAAGUCAAAAACACAGGAAACCUAGUAUACUGCUAUUAGUUGAAAAACAGCGUUUAAAGAAAAAAAAUAAAAAACGAGAACGUACACGAAAAGUAAAAAAGAAAAUAAAGAAUAUAAGAAAGAAUGUCGAAAAAAAUGUAAAUAACUUUAAUACAUAAGAAAAUAAUUUUUAA